GGACCACCUUCCCUUCAUCACACUUCUGACCCCCUUUCCCCCACCCCACUUUGCUUCCUUUGACUCAGAACGCACAACAAAAAGAUGGUAAAGUGAAGCAGCAGCAGAAGCAGCUAAAAGCAGAAGAAGAAAAGCUCAGCUUUUUCUCCCAGUUGAGAAACUCUGAAGACAGAUCCUCUCCAACACCAAUCUUUAUCAAUACAUCAGAAAGUGGUAGAAAGGUCUCUCCUUUGGUUCCAUGGAGGAUUACAGGUCAAGGUCUUAUGGGGAUGGGAGGAUGGAGAUGGAGGUCUAUGAGAGCAGGCCUCAGCCUUCUCUCUCUGGCCCUCAGGACCUCAGGUGCUACAGCGCAUCCUAUGCCUCCUCUCACAGCAGCAACCAGGCCCCUAAGGAGAUCAAGCUCAAGAAGGGGAAGAGCGCCUCUGGUUCCUCUUCCUCCAGGAGUGGAUGGAGCCUCAGCGACCCCGAGCUACAGAGGAAGAAGAGGGUGGCGGGAUACAAGGCUUACGCUGUGGAGGGAAAGAUGAAGGGGAGCCUGAGGAGAAGCUUCAGGUGGCUCAAGGACAGAUGCACCCAGGUGGUGUAUGGGUGGUGGUGAUUCCUUUAGCUUGUUCUUGGUUUCAAUUUCAGGUUCUUCGUAGUGAAGAAGAACCAGGCAAAGGAAGAAAAAGGAGGCACAACAAAGAUUCUUGAUUCUUGGUCACCACUUGUUGUCAAGAGAACUGUGAUGCCUCCUCACACAUGCAGGAUAAUGAAUAAGAUCAAGAAAACAUAGAUAAGGAAAUUUGAUGCCAGUGUAGCUCUAAUGCCUUCUCUAUAGUUGUAUCUAAUCAUAGCUUUCUUCAUAGCAGUGGGAUGAGAUAAAACAAUGUUGUUCUAGUUUGUUCAAUUGUUGGCAUAUGAAACAAUGUUGACAUCUAAUUAUGGGGAUUGAUGUGCA
Messenger RNA from Musa acuminata AAA Group (dessert banana), 940 nucleotides. RefSeq lists its product as uncharacterized. The coding region runs from base 239 to 598 and encodes 119 amino acids. Lineage: Eukaryota; Viridiplantae; Streptophyta; Magnoliopsida; Zingiberales; Musaceae. The transcript is spliced from 2 exons. The record is from RefSeq and is a predicted model, not a curated record.